ACGUCAUCACGCGGCGACGGCGCGCCAGCGAUUCUCGGGCGAGCCCCGACGGCGGCGGCUCCUGGCAGGUCUUGCCCCGUCUCCGCGGCGGUGGCACCCCCCCGAGAAAAAAAUCAGAAGGCUGAUGCAGAAGAAGCACCAACUGCUAAUCCUGUUGAGAUGUCUUGUAGUCCAUCGUUAAUAGAAUCGAUAUGUUCAAACUCUGAGAUACAGGGAACCACAAAAAUGAGAAAAAAUGGCGCUGCUUCCAGGCAUUUGCUUCCUCUUUCUGAUGAUAAUGAUAGUGAAGAAUCAAGAUCUAUUCAAAGAAAGAGAGUGCUUCCAUCUUGGAUGCUGGACAAGGACCUCCUGGUUCAGAGGAUUUCUGAGCCUGUAAUGAAAGGAGGUAGUAGAAUGAAAAAAGACCAAGGAAGGGGAGGAAGUAAUAUGGAGUCAUUAAAAUCAGAAGUAAAUGUACAGCAGAAAAAAAGAUUAGCCUCUGAAGAAACUAUAGAGGAUUUUGAAGGUGAAGAACAAGAUCAAGGGAGAAGGAGCCGUCUUGCCAUCCCUUCAUCUCAGAAUACAUCUGGAUUUCCUCUUGAGAGUACCAUAAGAAACAUGGAAGGAAAUGGCAAGACUGGAACAAAAACCCGUGGAAGUUCUCUGGAAAAAAAUGAUAGGCAGCUGCAUAGUAAAUUGUCCAAAAGAAUAGGUCAGAUCUCCAGUAAAACAAAUAGGAUUGAGGAAACAGAAAACAAAGAGCAGAUUACUGGUUCUACAAGCCAACAAGCUCACUGGGGCAGGACUUCCCAAUAUUUUGGUGCCCAGGAAGGGAUUCUUGAGCCUGAUGCAAAUCUGGAUUACGAGACUGAGAUUUCUGAUUCAACCAGAAGUGCGGAUGCUUCAGAAAGCUCCAAACAGAUCAAGCGUAAGAGGACACCUUGCAUGUAUGGAACAGGCUGUUACAGGAAGAAUCCCAUUCACUUUCAGCAGUUCAGCCACCCUAAUGAUGAUGACUAUCAUGAAAUGGAGAUCGUAACUCAGGAUAACAAUGAUAACAGGCCUGAAUGUCCAUAUGGAACAGCUUGUUAUAGGAAGAAUCCACAGCACAAGCUAGAAUACAAGCACAGUGCACCUCUAGUAACUGAAAGAGGAACCCGACAACGAACUUCAAGGAAUGGAAAAAAGGCUGUGGAGAAAGAUGGUGCCAAUGAUGAUGAAUCAAAUGAAUAUGACAUUAAUGAUAGCUUUAUAGAUGAUGAGGAAGAGGAGUGCGAACCUACUGAUGAAGACUCUGACUGGGAACCAAGUUCAGAAGACAAAGAUAAUGAAGAUGUUGAAACACUUUUGCAAGAAGCACAUAGAUUUGUUAAGACCAAAAAGUAGCUGCACAGAACAGCAUUACUAAUGUCUGAUCUGGUUGCGCGCAAGAAGAGGAAUUCCUUUGAAAACUGUUUUUCCUCAGUGAUGUAGGCACUACAGGAAGAUUUUAAUGGGGGCAAGGGGAGCCAGCAAUGCCUUUCUUUUCCAUAUGUAUUAUUUUAGUGGAGGCUUUUCGUUUUAUUAAGUCGUGGAGCCAGAGGACUGAGCUCUGAAAGUUUGUUGUUGUUGUUUUCUUGUCUAUUUCUUUUGCAACACCAUUGGUGUCUCAUAGUUUGAAAUACAAUUUUAAAGGUUGUUAAUGCUUCAUCUUCCUGUGCUUGAAAGAAAUAUUGGCAUUAGGAAAGUCUUUCAUCUUGCUGAAAUGCAAUAUAUAUUGUGUUGAAUGAAGAGGAGUUACACUUCACGCCUGCAGUAUUGCAGGCUAAUUCUUGGCCAUCACUGGGGAAUCUGUCUAAACCAUUUUUUAACAUUCUUAUGAGUUAUUGCAGUCUUAAACGUCAUUAUUCUGCUACUGGCUUUCCUUUUAGGUGUCAUUUCUUUGAUUCUUUUGAUGUACAGUAGUAAAAUACCAGUUGUCCAAAUCACUUAGGAGAAGUAUCUCAGUGCAUCGAACCACUUGGUUAUCUCAACAAUAAUUACGGUAUAUUUUCUGUAAUUACAGUAGUACCUCUUUCCACGCCUGUACAUCACUGGUAUUGUGUUCAGUUCACAGCAAAGCUGAAGUCUUGAUGACUGUAUUUUUGCACAAUUAAACUUGUAACAUACUGUGGGAAAAACUUGUAACUGUGUCUCUGUGAUUUCUAAAGACUUUGUUGGAAGAUCUUGCCCUCAGUGUGUUCACAACUUUCCUGAGCUUUCAAGAAAGAAGCUUUAAAAAGUUUUAGUAUGUUUCAGGAUAGAUUACAGGAGCCAUGUGAAUUUGGCACUUUUUUGGACACAAUCCUGAAGUUCAGCAGGGGCAGCAUUAUUGUAUGGCUGUGGCUGCCCUGUGAACAUCUGCCAAUCAUUGUUGAAAUUAGACAUCCAAAUACACUCAAGCUUUUCAGUGAGGUGGCAAAAUGUUCUUUGCUUAAAAUAAAAUGGCCAUUGCUGCAAA
Grus americana (Whooping crane) is the source of this 2458-nucleotide messenger RNA. It is a transcript of the gene APLF, whose product is annotated as aprataxin and PNKP like factor. The transcript has 9 exons. Gene Ontology annotation, biological process: double-strand break repair. Gene Ontology annotation, molecular function: 3'-5' exonuclease activity; DNA-(apurinic or apyrimidinic site) endonuclease activity. Gene Ontology annotation, cellular component: nucleus; site of double-strand break. NCBI's taxonomy places the organism in Eukaryota, Metazoa, Chordata, Aves, Gruiformes, Gruidae. The record is from RefSeq and is a predicted model, not a curated record. The coding region runs from base 160 to 1365 and encodes 401 amino acids.